Molecule: messenger RNA, 2843 nt
Organism: Manihot esculenta (cassava)
Lineage: Eukaryota; Viridiplantae; Streptophyta; Magnoliopsida; Malpighiales; Euphorbiaceae
Product: ABC transporter G family member 5
Exons: 2
Coding region: 648-2675 (675 amino acids)
Cellular component (GO): membrane
Molecular function (GO): ATP binding; ABC-type transporter activity; ATP hydrolysis activity
Source: RefSeq, a predicted model, not a curated record
ACAAUAUUGGCCAAUCCAAUAGCUCCACUGCUACAUCUUCCCUUCAACUGGCUUGUCCCUUCAUUAUUUGGGCAAUUUUGCUCCUUAGAUCGUUCGACCAUCCCAUAGGCUACAACCACCCAAUCAUCCCAUAGGCCUACAACCACCACACUUUGGGGAGCAAUUGGGAGUGUCACCUUAGAUAUGUGACACAUAGCUCAAGUAACGUUUGACUUUUGUGAUUCUAAUAGAUGUGGAUGGCUUUUGAUUUGUAGAUCCAGUGCUCCAUGGUGUUUUUUUUCCGUCUUUCUCCAGUAAUUUGCUUAUUUUCCUCUUUGCGGCUUGUCCCAAGCGGGCCUGCCAAAAUCUCUGCCUCCAGCAAGUUGGGACUUAGAAUGAGUUAGGCUGGGCUUAAGUUGAGCUUUUCCUUGGAUUUUCACGUGUAGUUGGACCUGAAAGUUUUUUUUAGCCUGGGUGUGUGAUUGUUAGACUAAAAACCUGUUUCAAUACAAUUGAUCUUCGGGGAAAAAAGAAAGCAUUGUCUCCAAAUAAAAAUAAAAUAAAAAAUUAUGUUAUAGUAUUAUUAUUAUUUUGGUAAGAGAAGUCACGGGAGGAAACUGAAUUGUGUGGCGAAAGUGGGAAAGAGCUGGAGAUUGGUGGAACCAGAGAUGCCAUCCUUCGCCCCACACACAGCUGGAACUUCCACUUCCUUCACGGUAACAGAGUAUGCUGCUAAUGGAGUAGUUGGUCUUGAGAAAGAAGCAAACCAAAAACCAAUGGAAAAUAAGGCCUCUUCAAUGAAGAAACAAGGCUGUGAGGUUGAAGCUAGAGGGAUCACCUUCAAGAUUUCCACCAAGAAAAGACAACACCCUUUCAAAAUCUUCAAUGAAGAUCAACAGAUUAAUCAAGAACUCAAGCCAAAUCUGGCAGAAAAGCAUGUUCUUAAUGGCGUAAAUUGCAAAGCAAAGCCACAGGAAAUCCUUGCCAUUGUUGGUCCAAGUGGAGCUGGAAAAUCAUCCUUGCUUGAAGUCCUCGCCGGAAAACUUACCCCACAAAAUGGUUCCGUUUUUCUCAACCAAAAUCCCGUCAACAAAGCUCAGUUCAAGAAGAUUUCAGGCUACGUCACACAGAGAGAUACUCUGUUUCCUCUCCUCACAGUGGAGGAGACUCUCAUGUUUAGCGCCAAGCUGCGUCUGAGGCUUCCUGAAGCUCAACUGAUAUCAAGGGUGAAGUCCUUGGUCCACGAACUAGGCCUGGAACGUGUAGCCAUGACUCGUGUGGGUGAUGAAAGGAUUCGUGGGAUCUCCGGCGGAGAAAGGCGUCGAGUUUCUAUAGGAGUUGAUGUUAUACAUGAUCCUAAAGUUCUAAUUCUUGAUGAGCCAACUUCUGGUCUUGAUAGCACUUCUGCUUUGCAGAUUAUUGACAUGCUUAAAGUUAUGGCAGAAACAAGGGGUAGAACCAUAAUACUAAGCAUUCACCAGCCUGGGUUUCUGAUUGUGAAGCUGUUCAAUUCAAUACUUCUGAUGGCUAAUGGGUCAGUUUUGCAUCAUGGAACGGUGGAUCAGCUUGGAGUUCAUUUGCGAACAAUGGGGAUGCAGCUUCCUCUUCAUGUCAAUGUUGUUGAAUUCGCCAUAGAAUCCAUUGAAGCCAUUCAGCAGCAGCAGCAGCAGCAGCAGAUAGAAACUACUCCAUUUUCUAUAACCCAACAAGAGAUCAUGAAAGCAGAGGAAGGAGACGGUAGAAAUGGAAAGUUCACUCUUCAGCAGCUCUUUCAGCAAUCAAAAGUUGUUGACGAGGAAAUUAUCAAUGAUGGGAUUGAUUUUCCUCGAGGUUUUGCAAAUUCCAGGUUCCAGGAGACUCUAAUUCUCACUCAUAGAUUCUCCAAAAACAUUUUUCGAACCAAGGAGCUAUUUGCAUGGAGGACAAUUCAAAUGCUAAUUUCUGGGCUUGUCUUAGGUUCAAUCUUUUGCAAUUUAAAAGAUGAUUUGACAGGAGCAGAAGAAAGAGUAGGCCUAUUUGCUUUUACAUUAACAUUCUUACUCUCUUCCACAACAGAAGCUCUACCAAUCUUCUUGCAAGAAAGAGAAAUUCUAAUGAAGGAGACCUCUUGCGGGAGCUACAGAGUCUCAUCGUAUGCAGUGGCUAAUGGGCUUGUUUACUUGCCAUUUCUAUUGAUUCUAGCCAUUUUGUUCUCUAUUCCAUUAUACUGGCUAGUGGGUCUGAAUCCAAAUUUCACAGCAUUCACCCACUUCGUGCUCUUGAUCUGGCUGAUUCUUUACACUGCAAAUUCAGUUGUGGUAUGCAUGAGUGCUCUAGUGCCAAAUUUCAUCGUUGGAAAUUCAGUAAUAUCAGGGGUGAUGGGUUCCUUCUUUUUGUUCUCUGGAUACUUCAUCUCAAAGAAUGGGAUUCCAAACUACUGGAUGUUCAUGCAUUAUGUAUCAGUUUUCAAGUACCCAUUUGAAGGAAUGCUGAUAAAUGAGUUCUCAAAAUCAGGGAAAUGUCUGCAAUACAUGUUUGGGAGAUGCAUGGUUAGAGGAGAAGAUGUGCUGAAAGAAGAAGGAUAUGGAGAAGAAAGCAGGUGGAGAAAUGUGGUGAUAAUGGUGUGCUUCAUCUUUGUUUAUAGGUUUAUUUCUUAUGUGAUUCUUAGAAUUAGAUGCUCUCUCUCAAGUCCUCGGAGUUCUGUCAUCUGUGGUUGAUGGAUCAGCUUGCUUGCUCUUCUCUCACACUCAAGAGAGUUUCACAUGUUUUUGGAAUUUACUUGAGAUAGCAGACAAAAAAAGAAACAUCAUGAAACAAAAUGUAAUAUAUGACCCACAUCUCUCAGUUUCCAUAUUUUAUUUUAUUUUACUAGUUUUCCUUUCUAA